Messenger RNA from Candidula unifasciata, 1515 nucleotides. The record is from the annotation of a GenBank genome assembly. NCBI's taxonomy places the organism in Eukaryota, Metazoa, Mollusca, Gastropoda, Stylommatophora, Geomitridae.
AUUGAGCUGGAGGUACUGAACCAAGCAGCGAUAGACAUUAACCGACUAGAAAGAGAGAUUGAUGAAUCCAGAGCCAAGUAUCAGAGCACAUUUCUGGAGUCCUCUCAACAACUGGAAAUGCUGAAAAAGAAAUUCAGUGCCAGCAUCAAGAGAGCCAGACCAUAUUAUGAGCUACAAGAUGCCUACAGAGAAGCACAGAAUCAAGCUUUGAGGUCAGCCAGGAAGUUUCAAACAUCUAAUGGCAUUUAUCUUGCUGCAAAAGAAACAUUCUCUCUAGCUGAGCUUCGUCUCAUGGAUGAUAAAGCUGCUAGUUUGUCUCCGGCCUGGCAAGAGAUGCUUAACUUAGCUGUGUUAAGGAUUACAGAAGCUGAGAAGGAGAAAUCUGCCAAUGAACAGGAGCAUCUGAAGCGUGCUGCUGUAUUCUCUGACAUCGAAAAGAAAAUGCACAUGUACGAGAAAAAACACAAAAGGUCUAUUGCCAAAGCUAGGUCGUACUUUGAAACUAAAAAGGAGCUGGAUAUCAAAUUACAACAAUUGAAACAAACAGUGGAAGACCUCCAGCAAGCCUUCAAAGCAGCCAAACAAAGAUAUUCUGGUGCACUGAAACACCUGGAGCAAAUAUCUAACAGUAUUCACGAACAAAGGAGGCAGAACUUUCUCCUCAUGUUCCCUCGAGAACCAGGAGUCGGUGCUGAAGACAACAAAAGCACUUCAGAGGCUGAGCCAAGUUUUCCUACCUUGUCAACAUCUGAUGAUGUAGACAGUGUUUUUGAUGAUACAGAAGGGGAUGAGUAUGAUAAGGAUUCUGGAGAUAAUGAUGAGGAAGACGGUGGAUAUCAAGACAUUAAUAAUGAAAGUGUUUUCCGAGCCAGAGUACUAACCACAGCUCUGGAUAAUGAUGACACAUCAUUUAUGAGAUUGAAAUAUGGUAGGAAAAGACGGGACAAGAAACAAGUCAAGAGAACACAAUCCCUUCCUCUGUAUCCAGGUCGUAGAGCCAUCAGAAGUGAAGAAGUAAGCUCCCUUUGUAGCUCUCCUGGAUCUGAAGCAGGUUUUCCUAACACCUCUGAGAAACCCCUGGUGCCUCUAUCUGACAGAUCAGACAACUACCCACCCGAUGGAGAUUCCCUGAGCAGUGAGAAGAAUAUUGUCUGUGACAUCAGCUCCUGCGACUCCACUGAUAACAUUGACCAUGAUAUCAGACCUUCGAGUCCCUUCAUGCACUUUGAUACUUUUAUGACAAAAUCUAGUUUAGAAAUUUUUGAGCCAGCAAUCAUUGAAAAUUCGAAAAAGAUGCUGGAAAGUAUUGAACCACUUGAAGAUUUGGUUAUAGGCAGCAGCCAUGAAGACAUUCAGAAAGUUUCACAAGAAAUAUUAGCAGAAGAUUCCAGUAAUGAUCAUGUUGCAGUGUCAGUGAAAGUAAAUGAUUCACCAUCAGAAAUCUUGGAGAGUGAGAGUGCUGUUUCUUUGUUGCAACCUCAUACAAACAAUUUAUCUGAAACUGCCAUGAAAUAA